Messenger RNA from Seminavis robusta, 1647 nucleotides. The record is from the annotation of a GenBank genome assembly. NCBI's taxonomy places the organism in Eukaryota, Bacillariophyta, Bacillariophyceae, Naviculales, Naviculaceae.
AUUUUGGGUUAAGCAUAAACUAAGUCACCAAUGACGUACGCGUUGGACUUACUUCUGACCUCAUUUUUCUCGCCCCUUUCAAGCCCAUGGCAACGGCGUCAUUGCGUCAAGCGAAUCGAAUCGAAUCUUUGCCCACAAGCAACCGCCGACCCUGACUUUGUAUCCUCAUACAAUCGACUUGACGUCCUUGUACCGGUACAAGCAGUAUUAGAAACUGUGUUACCAUGAGAUUCAUCAAUAGCUCUUUAGUGCUGUUAGUGUCAGCAUCCGUGCUGCUGUCCACUGGCCAUGCGUUUACCCCAGUUUCCCGUUCAGGCGUUCGCUCUGGCAAGAGCAGUCUCUGCAUGAGCGCGGCUCUCAUUGUCCAGAAUAAGGGAGGAGGUCACGGAGAGUUAGGAUUCCAACUGGCUAAAACGUUGACGGAUCAUCCGAAAAUUUCGUCCAUUACCAUUUUGCAAGAUGACGCCUGCAAAGAUUCCAGUGAACCCUUCUGCAGCUACGCCACCGAUAUCCCUAAUGUUAAGAUUGUCAAGGCCCCCCUGAGCAGUGACGAUUCCAUGACUGCCGAUGCCAUGAAGGAACUCCUAGGAGGAGCUUCCUUUGACUAUGUGUGGGACAAUGCCUCCAAAAAGCCAGAGGGAGCCGGAAAGGCCAUUUGCGACUGUGCCAAAGAAUGGGGCGUUAAGCUAUACACCUACGUGAGUUCCGCCGGUAUGUACCAGAACCCCACACAAUUCCCCAUGCCCGAAACCACACCCAUCAAAGACUCGGCCGGACAGGCAAAACAAGAUCAAUACGCCGUCGACUUGGGAUUGCCACUCGUCUCCUUUCGUCCACAGUACAUUUACGGACCCAAAUCCAACAAACACGAUUACAUUGAUUGGUACUUUGAUAGGUUGGUGCGAGACUUGCCCUUGCCCAUUCCCGCCGAUGGAACCCAAAAGGUAUCCCUCACCAAUGCCGAAGAUGUCGCGUCCCUCUUGGCAUCCGUACUCAACGACGAACAAGCCGCCGUGUCACAACGAUUCUUCAAUUGCGGGACCGAUCAAUUGCACACAUACACCGAUGUCGCCAUGAUGUGUGCCGAAGCGGCCGGGAAGGAUCCCGCAAGCGUCAAUAUUGAAUUGUACGACGCCGACCUUUUUGGCAAGGCCACCUUUCCCUUUCGAAUGACCGACUUUUACGUGGCACCCGACAUGGCCAAGCAAACCUUGGGAUGGACUGGCCCCAAACACUCCCUUCAAGGAGAUUUGACCGACUAUUAUCAGAGCUAUGUCGCACGAGGUGGACCCACCAAACAAAUGUCAUUGGUCAAGGAUUGGGAAAUCGUUUUUGGAAGUACCAGUCAAUUCGCUGUACGAAGUGUUUAUGAUCAGUACGAUCCUCUCGUCAUUGAUACCUCGGAAGUGAAUCAAUAGAUAUCUGUCUAUCAUGUCUGUCUUGUAGUAUGGAUGGUAGUAUGGAUGGGUGGUGCAACGUUGGAUGAAAGGCGACGGGAGGAACGAAGGAGAGCGUCCUUCGUAUUCUACAAUCACGUCGAAAUCAUACAAAAUGCCUCUGAAGGACUAUAUGUUGCAUAGACAGCUGCGAGCCAUUCUAGCUGUAUAGGACUGCCGAAAAAAUAUAAUAGCACAGCUUUCGAAUCUC